UUAAAUUGUUUCUUUUCUCGUUUGUGUUAAUCUAAUUGUCGUGGUUUGUUUUUUUUUCUUAAUUUGGACAAUUAACUAUUUUGUUUUCUUAAUUAACAUGGAUCUCAUUAAAGGUGUUGAACGUCCCUGGAUUUAUAAUGGGAAGAUAAACGUUCGAUCUUUUCUUGAUCUUUGGAAAACUCAAGAUUUAAGUCUUGAAAGCAAUUUAACACCAGAAACACUUGAUGAACAAUUUACCAAGAUGUUUGAUGUUGACCAAGAGAUGAUUGACUCAUUAAAGGAAGAUUUAUCACCUGAUUGUUUAACUGAUGUUGCUGAUGAAGGUUGGAAAGAUUGUAUUUAUGGUGAUAAAUUUGCGAUCCCUGAUCAAGUUAAAUUGGUUAGUGUUGCAGCUCAAGUUAAACAUAUCGAGAAAAUGAAAGCUGAUCGUAACUAUCAUAGUCAUGCUUCUCAACUAUUAAAGUAUAGAAAUUAUACCUUCUUGGACAAUUCAGAGAUGAAAAAACGUUCACCUGAUGAGCAAAAAAUCACAGAUCUUGAGGUUAUUCUUAAUGUUCAAAUAUUCAAGCCAAUGAAGUUCUCCUUGCAUGUUGGUGAACAUCGGAAACAUGUUAAUCCGAUUGCCGAACAAGAAUUUCUAUGUCUUGGUGGUCAAUUUUUAUCAGCUCUCAGAGAUGAGAUCAUUUGUCCAGUUGAUGCUAAUCCAGUUGAAGAUUGUAGCGAUGAUCCGAAAAAAUCCAAGCCAAGUGGCGGCGAAAUUUACACUUCUGGCUUUUUCUUCAUAGAUGAUUGUUUUUACAACGAUUUUAGAAAAACAUCCAAUAUAGAUUAUAGUCAAGUGAUUGUAGAUUGGGCGAAAAGUUCAGAUAGAAGAAUUGGUGAACUUCGAUCGGCUAAAAUGGAGGCUACUUGUUUCAUCGAUCUUACCAUUCGACUUGGUCAACCCUAUGUUUAUGUCCAUCAAGGGAAUUGUGAACAUAUGAUAGUCUUCUCAGAGAUGCGUUUAUUUUCACCUCAAACUGAUAGUCCAUUUAUCGACGAUUAUCCAAGAUUAUUUAAAACGGUCAACAAAACUGCUAUAAUGUGUUAUAUGUGUGGAAUCAAUGUCCCCAAAUGGCUUGUAUUUGAUAAUAAGAGAUUACCUGACAAUCCAUGGUUAUUUUGUGAACAAUGUUUCAUGUCCUUUAAUUACGAUUCUCAGAAGAAAAAAGUUGGACAUUUUAAAGCUUUUCCUUAUUUGGACAAAUCUGCAAUAAUUUGAUCAACCUUUUUGAUUGUUGAACUUCAUCCAUUUGUAAUAUUUUGUAUAUAAGCAAAAAAACCCAUCAAUGAUCAUAUAUUUUUAAUAAUUAGAAGAAAAUUUUAUUAGAUAAAACAGAAAAUUUUUGA
Messenger RNA from Panonychus citri (citrus red mite), 1389 nucleotides. Its product is annotated as snRNA-activating protein complex subunit 3-like. The transcript has 3 exons. Gene Ontology annotation, cellular component: snRNA-activating protein complex. Gene Ontology annotation, biological process: snRNA transcription by RNA polymerase III; snRNA transcription by RNA polymerase II. The record is from RefSeq and is a predicted model, not a curated record. Lineage: Eukaryota; Metazoa; Arthropoda; Arachnida; Trombidiformes; Tetranychidae. Gene Ontology annotation, molecular function: bent DNA binding; RNA polymerase II cis-regulatory region sequence-specific DNA binding; RNA polymerase III type 3 promoter sequence-specific DNA binding. The coding region runs from base 98 to 1261 and encodes 387 amino acids.